AUGGGAAAAUCUAAGGUCCUUGUUAAGGUCCAUCCUGAGGGGAAAUAUGUAGUUGACAUUGAUAAGAGCAUAGACAUCACAAAGAUUACCCCUUCAACAAGGGUUGCUUUACGUAAUGAUAGCUAUGUGCUCCACUUGAUCCUACCUAGUAAAGUUGAUCCGCUGGUGAAUCUUAUGAAAGUAGAAAAAGUUCCGGAUUCCACUUAUGACAUGAUUGGUGGUCUAGACCAGCAAAUUAAAGAGAUAAAAGAGGUGAUUGAACUUCCAAUCAAACAUCCUGAAUUGUUCGAGAGUCUGGGUAUUGCUCAACCUAAGGGAGUGUUGCUGUAUGGUCCUCCUGGCACGGGUAAGACUCUGCUUGCAAGGGCGGUGGCCCACCACACUGACUGCACAUUUAUCCGAGUUUCGGGCUCUGAAUUAGUUCAGAAGUACAUUGGAGAAGGCUCUCGGAUGGUAAGAGAACUUUUUGUGAUGGCCAGAGAACAUGCCCCAUCUAUAAUCUUCAUGGAUGAAAUUGAUAGCAUUGGAUCUGCUCGUAUGGAAUCUGGGAGUGGAAAUGGAGACAGUGAAGUUCAGAGAACUAUGCUGGAACUUCUCAACCAACUGGAUGGAUUUGAGGCAUCUAAUAAGAUAAAAGUCUUGAUGGCUACCAAUAGAAUUGACAUUCUGGAUCAAGCUCUUCUAAGGCCUGGAAGAAUUGAUAGGAAAAUCGAGUUCCCAAAUCCUAAUGAAGAUUCUCGGUUUGACAUAUUGAAGAUUCACUCGAGGAAAAUGAACUUAAUGAGAGGGAUUGAUCUCAAGAAGAUUGCUGAGAAGAUGAGUGGUGCAUCUGGUGCUGAAUUGAAGGCUGUUUGCACUGAAGCAGGCAUGUUUGCUCUGAGAGAGAGGAGGGUCCACGUUACUCAGGAGGACUUUGAGAUGGCCGUAGCAAAGGUUAUGAAGAAGGAAACUGAGAAAAACAUGUCUUUGAGAAAGCUUUGGAAGUAG
Molecule: messenger RNA, 987 nt
Organism: Striga hermonthica
Lineage: Eukaryota; Viridiplantae; Streptophyta; Magnoliopsida; Lamiales; Orobanchaceae
Source: the annotation of a GenBank genome assembly